Molecule: messenger RNA, 1407 nt
Organism: Peniophora sp. CBMAI 1063
Lineage: Eukaryota; Fungi; Basidiomycota; Agaricomycetes; Russulales; Peniophoraceae
Source: the annotation of a GenBank genome assembly
AUGUCGGCCAUUACCUUCUACUCUGUCCUUUGCUUUUUUGGUCUUGACCUCCUGGCCAACGACGUCCGACGCCUCGAGUCUUCUGCUCGGAUGUCUCUCCUGGUACUCUUCUUCGCUUGCGAGAUACUAUUACCCUGGGGCAUUAUCCUGUCCACAAUCGCCUUCGUCAUCCUCGGCUACCCGGUCAUGGUUAACAUCGUGAACUACAUCGUUUGCGCAUGGACUACUUACCGGGAAAGGAAGGCCGCAAUUGAGCGCGCUCGCCGCGCGGAAUCGUCCAACCUUCGCCGCACCAACGCCUACCUCGACGGUCUCUUGGUGAAGUGGCACCACGCUUACGGGGCUCUUCUCGACACUAUCCGGGAGACCAACCUCAAACUCGAGGGUUGGAAGCGGAAGGCCGAGGCGCUACAGAGUGCAGUUGCGGGCAAGGAGGGCGUGAUCGCCAAGCUACACCAUGAAAUCAAGGUCCAACAGGCGAAGACGGCUACCGCCGAGAAGUGGCGCAACAGGAUCGAAAAGCGAGCCGUCCAAUUUCGUGCGGAGGCGCUGGAGUGGAAGCUCAAGGCCGAGCAAUUAGGCGAGGAGGUACGAGCGCGCGACGCCCAAGACGAGUUGCGCGGUACUUCACCACUUCAGUCUAUCGAACACGACGCGCCACCGGCACAGCUUCCCGCGUGCGAGACCGAGGUCGGGGAGCCAGCGCCCAUCAUCACCUACGUAGAGGAGUGCACUCCCGCUGACCAGGAGACAUCCCCAUCCCUCACGGACGCGGCGCUCGACGUUGCGGAGCAGGCCGCACUUGGCCUGCAGGACGACGCUCAGACCUCACGUUCCGGAAAUGGGGACGACCACCCCUCGGUUGUCCCGGUCGACAGCGUCGAUACGCUUUCUGCAUCGGAACAGGAUCAGACGGCCGAGAAGAUUAUCUGCGUGAGCAACUCGCUCCGCAUGGGCAUUGACAAGGUCGUGGCGGUGGGGCAAGCGGAAACGCUGCCUGCUCCGUCCCUGUCUUCGCCAGUUUCUUCAGUCGACUCUGACUCCGAAUCCGACACGUCGUUCUCCUUCGUCAGCGAUGCUUCCUCCGACGAGUACUCAGUGCUGGAGGGCGUUUGUCUGCCGCCCCUCGGUUCUACCGAGGAACUGAGCGCCAUCGCCCCGUCCAUUUGUGGAUCGGUAGAGCCUUCCGGCCUCAUCCAGCACUCGACUUUCCCCUCGGCCAGCCUGUCAGUCGUGCGCCACACGCUCACGACGUCGACUUCUGCCGAGCUCUCGUCUUCCGAGAUGGGCGUGGCUUUCGUCGCCACGUCCUCUCCCGCGCUCCCCUUCAACGUUCUUCUUCGUGCUCUUGGGCACUUGCGGGCGGUUCUCGUCUCGCAUCUUCGCUUCGCGCUCUGCGCUCUAUGA